AAGGAGCAGCAGGUGUCCUGCUCCGCUGAUUUCUCUCAUAUUUACAGAGGAGCAGUUUAAGAGCGUCACAGUGCUGCAGCUGAAGAAGAAGAUCGAGUCUGUUGAAGAAGUCCCAGGACGAUCAUCUGCUGGUUUAAUUUUGUAUACAACACAAGACAACCAUUGAGUUAACUCUAACAUGGGAGCCUACCUGUCUGCUUACUGGAGACGUGAUGGAAUGAGGGACAAGGAAGAAAUUGAUAUCAAGGUCUUCAUUAAAGAGUCAACUGGGAGGAUCACAAGUGUUGACCUGCCCAACAAUGAGUUUGAGAGCGUCACAGUGCUGCAGCUGAAGGAGAAGUUGGAGCCUCUCACAGGAGAACCAGUAGAAGAACAGCGACUGAUCUUCGAAGCCAAACAGCUGGAGAACGAUCGUCUGCUGGUUUCAUAUGGAAUCCAUCAUGAGGCAACCAUUCACUUAAUUAAAAAAAUGGAUGUCACGGUCUUCGUUAAAUGUUGUGAUAGGAAGACCAUAGGGGUCCAUCUGUGUGACAAUAAGUUUCAGAGCGUCACAGUGCUGCAGCUGAAGGAGAAGAUACAGACUCUCAAAGGAGACCCAGUAGAUCUACAGCGACUGAACUUCAAAUGGGACGUGCUGGAGGACGAUGCUCUGCUGGUUUCAUGUGGAAUCCAACACAAGACAACCAUUGACUUAAUUCUAAAAAUGUUUGUCACCGUCUUCGUGAAAGAUUUAACUGGGAGGAACAUAAAGAUCUACCUGCGCUACAAGGAGUUUGAGAGCGUCACAGUGCUGCAGCUGAAGGAGAUGAUGUAUACUCUCAAAGGAGUCCCAGUAGAUCAACAGCGACUGAUCUUUGGAGACAAACAGCUGGAGGAUGAUGCUCUGCUGGUUUCAUAUGGAAUUCAACACAAGGCAACCAUUGACUAUGUUCUCAAACUACGAGGGUUCGACCCAUGUGUUGACCAGGGACGUGAUAGAAUGGGGGACAAGAAAGGCAAAGACAGAGAAAUGGAUCUCACGUUCUUCGUUAUAAAAGUAGAUGGGAGCAAAAUAACUAUCAACCUACAUGAGUUUCAGAGCGUCACAGUGCUGCAGCUGAAGAAGAAGUUGGAGCCUCUCACAGGAGAACCAGUAGAUCAACAGCGACUGAUCUUUGGUAGCAAAAAUCUGGAGGACGAUGCUCUGCUGGUUUCAUAUGGAAUCCAACAUAUGACAACCAUUCAAAUGGUUUUAAUACUACGGGGUGGAGGCCUCCCGUCUGGUGACCCAGGAAGUGGUGGAAUGGGUGACAAGGAUGGCCAAAACAGAAGUAUGGAACAUUUCUUAUAUUUUUAAAUCCAUUCCCUAUAUGUUUCCUCCUGGGACACAUUUAAUAAAACACCAGAGCUGCACUUCACUGUCCUGACAGUCAGCUCAGGUGACAUUUGGUUGUGAUCUGUUACGAAUCCAAUUUUGCAUUGAUAAUCUGAUUUAAAUUAAAUUGUUAUGUGCUGAUCAAUCCUUCAAAACCUUCACUGGCAGCCUGCUGUUUUCAGACUUCAGUUGAAAAUCCUCCUUUUGUUUUACAAAGCACAUGUGGGACAUGCUGUCAGUCUAUAUCCCCAGCAGGUCUCUCCAGUCACAAGGUGGAAAUCAGUAUUUAUGCACCUGUUCUUUUAAAACCAAACUAAAUACCGUUCUUUUCACUGGAGCAUUUUCUUAAUGAACACACUGUAAUUGUACAGCAUGCUCAUUUUUAUGUGUGUAUGUGUUUUUAUGUGUCUCUAUGAGUGGAUGUCUCAAUUUACACAUUGUUCUUUUAUUUUGUUACAUUUCUUUUGCAUGAGAGAUGAAACUGGAUUGCUACGUGUGUUUGUUGCACAGAUAAAAUGAAUGGGUGUGCCUUUAAACUUGAACCAAGUGGAAGAGGCAGAAAGACAGCAUACCAUGACACUCCUGUUACUGCAUUACUCAGGUUCAGGUGAAGACAAAAUGUCACUGUGUGGUGCAGAGCAGUGCCUUAGAUGUUCACUAUAUGGGUUAUAUCUGUACCUUAAUAUAUGUCUUUACAGUUAUGCUUUUGAUGGAACCAUCACCAGACUUUAUGUUAGUGAAACUAACCACCAAUAAAUUAAUCUGAGAGCAAUGUUAGAUAGAUUAAAGACUUUAAUGUAAUGUAUCUCUGAGCAUAUCUUUGUGGAACCAGCUUUAGGGUUCCAGGUGGACGAACCAAAAGGAGCAAAUAUUCUUUCAGAGUCAUUUAUAAUAAUCAUAGUUUUUAAACUGUUACAUAUUUCUGAUCAACUAAUUGAAAAAAAAAGUUUGACCUUCCAGUUUCUGUAAAGGAUAACUAACAUACUGCAGCUCUAUGGAAAACAUGUUGACUACUAAAAUAUGACUCUAAAACUGUUUUAAAUAAUGUUUCUGUUGAGGAAUGUGGGUAAAACAUUUUCUUAUUCGUCUCAUUUCAGUGUCAUUAAAUACACUUGCUCUGUUAUUAAUAUUUUUAUUUGUAUGAUGUAUGUAGGUCAAAGAGUUUAUUGUUUUAAUCCUAACUUUUCAAUAUAUAUGUAUUUUUUUUAAAUAUAUGUAUUUUUUAUCAUCUUUCUGACUUUGCUGGAUAUUAAACCAUUUCUCCAGUA
This is a messenger RNA of Centropristis striata (black sea bass), 2622 nucleotides long. RefSeq names its product polyubiquitin-like. Gene Ontology annotation, molecular function: protein tag activity; ubiquitin protein ligase binding. Gene Ontology annotation, biological process: modification-dependent protein catabolic process; protein ubiquitination. Bases 179 to 1336 code for a protein of 385 amino acids. The record is from RefSeq and is a predicted model, not a curated record. Gene Ontology annotation, cellular component: cytoplasm; nucleus. The transcript has 11 exons. Lineage: Eukaryota; Metazoa; Chordata; Actinopteri; Perciformes; Serranidae.